Messenger RNA from Lachancea fermentati, 2817 nucleotides. The record is from the annotation of a GenBank genome assembly. NCBI's taxonomy places the organism in Eukaryota, Fungi, Ascomycota, Saccharomycetes, Saccharomycetales, Saccharomycetaceae.
AUGAGUGAAAACCCUUUUGCAUCUCAUCUUGAGCAAGAUUCGAAUCCGGCCGCCGCCCUCGAUGCUGUUUCAACAACAAGUGCAUCCUUAAAGUAUUGCACGAUAUCCUCCGAAAAAACAGCGGAGGCGCUCCAUACCAAUAUAAGGGAAGGUUUACCGUCGGUAUCUGAGGCGAAUCAGAGAAGAGCACUUCACGGUGCUAAUGAAAUAGCAAGUGAUGAUGACGAGCCACUAUGGAAAAAGUUCCUUUCCACGUUUGUUGGUGAUCCUCUAAUCUUACUUCUUAUCGGAUCCGCUGCCAUCAGUUUCAUCAUGGGCAACAUCGAUGAUGCGGUGAGUAUAACAUUGGCAAUUGUGAUUGUUGUCACGGUCGGUUUCGUUCAAGAAUAUAGAUCAGAGAAGUCAUUGGAGGCUUUGAACAAACUGGUUCCAGCUGAAUGUCAUCUGAUUAGAAGUGGGCAGGAAUCAAAGGUCUUGGCAUCUGUUUUGGUUCCAGGCGAUGUGGUUUUUUUUCGUGUGGGCGAUAGAAUUCCAGCGGAUCUGCGAAUUGUGGAAUCUGUCGAUUUAUCGAUUGACGAAAGUAACCUAACUGGUGAAAAUGAACCAGUUCUAAAAAGCUCGCAUGCUGUUGACAAGCAUAGUUACAACGACUUACCUGGCUCAAUAGUUCCCAUUGCUGAUAGAACAUGCAUUGCUUACAUGGGAACUUUAGUUAGAGAAGGACAUGGUAAAGGUAUAGUUGUUGGUACCGGAAAAAACACGGCAUUCGGUACUGUAUUUGAGAUGAUGAGCUCUAUUGAAAAGCCUAAGACGCCACUCCAAACGGCAAUGGACAAACUUGGGAAGGAUCUAUCAUUUAUGAGUUUUAUUCUCAUUGGCAUAAUUUGCUUAAUUGGUAUCAUUCAAGGAAGAUCUUGGCUGGAAAUGUUCCAGAUAUCUGUGUCAUUAGCAGUUGCUGCGAUUCCUGAAGGUUUGCCAAUCAUUGUAACAGUAACAUUAGCUCUUGGAGUAUUGAGGAUGGCGAAUAGAAAGGCGAUUAUUCGUAGACUACCCAGCGUCGAAACUUUAGGUUCUGUCAAUGUCAUUUGUUCAGAUAAGACCGGAACUUUAACUGCUAAUCAUAUGACCGUUGCUAAGAUAUGGUGCUUGGGUAGCAUGGCCAAUAAAACAAAUGUUUUAAACAUGGAAAAGAAAAAUGGAGGGAAUCUGAAGAACUAUCUUACCGAAGAUAUUAAAGCUACUUUGAGAAUCGGGAACAUUUGCAAUAACUCUACAUUUUCUCAAGAACAUGGCAAGUUUCUCGGGAAUCCAACAGAUAUGGCUUUAUUGGAAGUCUUGCCGAAGUUCGAUCUUGAUGAUCAGCGGUCGAGGGUUUCAAGAGUUGAUGAAAUUCCUUUUAAUUCGAAAAGAAAGUUAAUGGCAGUGAAAACUGUCGAUUCUAACAAUAAGGUGGUGGUGUAUGUUAAAGGUGCUUACGAAAAGAUUCUUGAAAAAUCUACGCAUUAUGUUAACAAGGAUGGCCGUGUUGAAAAGCUCAAUAUGGCACAACGCGAACAGAUUAUAGAAAGUGGGAACUCAUUGGCUUCUGAUGGCUUACGUACACUGGCUUUCGCAGAAUUAGAUCUUCCUAACGAUCGUAGUAAAAAGAUUUCUGAUGACGAUGUUCAUGACUUGGUUUUUGCGGGUUUAAUUGGAAUGAAAGAUCCUCCAAGGCCAACUGUUCGCGCGGCUAUUGAAACUUUGACCGAGGGUUCCGUUCAUAUCAUUAUGAUUACGGGUGAUGCCGAAAACACAGCAGUCAAUAUUGCUAGACAAAUUGGUAUUCCUGUCGUAAAUCCUGAAAUCGCUGUAUUAACUGGUGAUAAGCUUGACACAAUGAAUGACGAUCAAUUAGCAAAUGUAAUUAAUCACGUUAGUGUAUUUGCGCGUGCUACUCCAGAACACAAGUUGAAUAUUGUCCGUGCUUUGCAAAAGAGAGGAGAUAUCGUUGCCAUGACUGGUGAUGGUGUAAACGAUGCACCUGCUCUGAAACUCGCAGAUAUAGGUGUAUCUAUGGGCAAAAUGGGUACUGAUGUUGCUAAAGAAGCUUCUGAUAUGGUUCUUACCGAUGAUGACUUUAGUACAAUUUUGACUGCCAUUGAAGAAGGCAAAGGUAUUUUUAACAAUAUCCAAAACUUUUUAACGUUCCAACUUUCAACUUCUGUUGCCGCUCUAUCCUUAGUCGCAAUUUCUACAGCUUUGAAGCUUCCUAACCCAUUAAAUGCUAUGCAAAUAUUGUGGAUUAAUAUCCUAAUGGACGGUCCACCUGCUCAAUCGCUUGGUGUUGAAGCUGUUGAUCAUGAAGUAAUGAAAAAACCUCCACGUAAACGUACUGACAAAAUUUUAACUAAUGAGGUUUUCAAGAGGCUAUUAGGAAGUGCUGCCUUCAUCAUCGUUGGUACUAUCUAUGUUUUCAUGAAGGAGAUGAACGAAGAUGGUAAAAUAUCAGAUAGGGACACAACGAUGACCUUCACCUGUUUUGUUUUCUUUGAUAUGUUCAAUGCCUUAUCCUGCAGGCAUUCAGUGAAAUCAAUUUUUGAGAUAGGUUUUUUCACCAAUAAGAUGUUUAAUUAUGCUGUGGGCCUUUCCCUGCUUGGACAAAUGUGUGCUAUUUACGUACCGUUCUUCCAAGGUAUUUUCAAGACAGAGAGCCUAAGCUUGGGUGAUUUGUGUUUCCUACUAGCGAUCAGUAGCAGCGUGUUCUUUGCAGAUGAGCUCAGAAAGCUGUAUAUCAGGAAAGGCCGUUUGCAAGAAGCGUACGACUACUCUAAUGUUUGA